Molecule: messenger RNA, 764 nt
Organism: Trichobilharzia szidati
Lineage: Eukaryota; Metazoa; Platyhelminthes; Trematoda; Strigeidida; Schistosomatidae
Source: the annotation of a GenBank genome assembly
ACCACAGAAGAAUGCUGUCAUGACCAAAGAAUGUGAAAGGAGAAUGAAUCCUUUUCAGAAACGUUGACAAUCUCUCUAAUAUACAACCUUCCAUUAAUUGUCAAUAAAAGGGAAAGAGAGUUUCAUAACUGGAACUUAUUAUUUCCCCUAGCUGCACAAAUCAUUCCCUCUAUUCCACCUUCUAGUUGGUUAGUAAUUGACAAUCUUCUAAAAAGUGCUUCCAACUUAAAUGUUGUCUGUACACGAUUAUGAGCCCGAAUUAUUGAUGUUGCUCCGCUUAGUGUUCAAGCACUAAAAGAUUGUUUAUGGUUAACGUGUAAAGAAUGUUCCAUUUCACAGAGAAGUUCUUGUAUUUUUAAUAAUGACAUAAGAUCUAUCCGGUACUAUGAUUCUAACUGUUUCUGGUCAGGAUGUUAUCAGUUUACUCACUGAUUUAGUCGAUAGUCAGUUAACGCCAUUCAUCCACAAUAGCACAUGGUGGUCAGGAUUAGUUUUUGAAUUGCCAGAACUCAAGAAUAUGCAUAUAUCACCAGAAGAAGUGAUCCUUGAUCAAUAUCAUCAAUUAUUAGGAGAGUGGAUUGAUGUAGCAGUUAAAGUAAGCUGGUCAAAAGAAACCGUAUCAUCAGAUUUUGUGAAUCAGAAUGAUCUUCAAAUUAAUUUAAUUGGUUGGGAUUCUGUAUAAGGAUAUACCAGCAUGCGUGAAUAUCAUGCAUUUGUUCAUUUUAUCUUGUAAUUAAGACAUAAAAUAUAUCUUUAUAACUGUA